UUCUGGUGAGCAAAGGAAGCUGCGUUGCCGACGUUACGCCGAAAGGUGGCCUAGUGGGAAUGUACCAUUAUUCAACGGACUGUUUUGGCGGCUGUGCCCCACUGUAAUAACUCGGACGUUGUUCACUCGGGACCGUUAUAAACGCCGGGUACAACUCGGCUCGUUUUUUGAAGAAAUGUCUUCCAAAAGAAAAUUGGGGAUGAAAAAAUGAGUGAUAUCCACCGAGCACCCCCCACACGAUGCGUCGUUGGUGUCGCCCAUUACGAAUUAGAGAGACCAUUAAAUGGAAACUACAAUGGAAGCUUGCUAAACAGGAAUGAACAUUGUCUUGAUAUAACUUGAUAUUAAUACAUAAGCUAUGUUUGAGUUGUUGGGAACGUAGGACUAAUUUGUCAAAUGUGUAUCUGAGAAUAGGUAUUUCACCGUAACUUAAAUAAACUACACAGGACUAUUUACUAAAUAGCUCGGUCGUCACGUUAUUUAUGUACGGUGGUUCAUUUAUCAAAGGCUAUCGUAGAUUAGAGCCGUAUUGUCGCGUCACAGGUUAUCGUCGUACCUCAGACGAACAUUAAAUGAUUUAUACUAUGAAUGUGGAAGAAUCACAUAUUUAUUAUUUUAGAUAUAUUAGACGUUUAAAAAAAAUGUAUUGAUAUUUGAGGAAUUGUAACACCUAGAGUUACUAGUUGUACCUUUGUUGACGUAUUUUAGGCUAAACGAUGGGUGAAUAUUGCGCAUCCAUAACACCUUAAUUAAGUGUAGCAUACACAUCAAACAUGUAAACACAGAUCUGCAAAUGAGUUCAGAAUUACUAUUUUCGAUAGAUCUGUGAACCCCCACUGGUGUAAAUAUGCUGCACGGGGGUUGAACGUAUAUGACGCGACUCUCAUUUUACGGCUCUGCUGUCGAACGUCUUUUAUGGAAACGCCCAUUGAAGGCGUCUUCGGUUCAGCGACCAAUAGGAUGCAGCCGUGGAUUUUAAAAAACAGCCGCGGGUGCUCGUAGGCGGAAGUUCCUGACCAUAACAACCGAGAAGCCCCGGAGUGAAGGAGCAACAAACGUCGUCUAGCGCACCUGACGUGAGCACUCAUCACUAAUGAUACAAUGUCCAACAUAAUCUUUGCUGAGCGAGAGAACGCAUGUCUUCAGCCACCUAAUCUGAAGAUGCGUCAGCGCCUUCAGUCUGCUCCAGAGAAACUUCUAUCUCCCAUGAGUGCCAAAACCUUACACACACCCCUGCAAUUGGGCCGUAAGGCUUUUGGUGCCGUCAACAAACGAAUGGCCACCCCUGUCGUCGGCACACAAGAGAAGUUAAAGCCACAGGAAACUAAAGUCAAACCUGCCUCUAUGAACAAAGUGGAGGAAUACCCAGAAAUUGAGAAGUUCAUCCCUUACGACCCACUUGCGUUCGAGAAGUACGGCGUGCCUGAGGAUUUGAUUCCCCUCGGUGACUUUGCGCUGCCCGGACUGGCACGUUUCCCUCGAGCUCCUCGUCUGUGCGACUGCCUGGAAACUAUUGCUGCACUCCCAAAUCCAUCGCCUGUAAAGAUGCCACAACGUUCAGAUCACUGCUCGGAGCUGGACGCCUUCUUGCAAACACUGGAUGAGCUCACUGUUGAACUUCCUCCAGAAUCUUUCACCCACUGAAUGUUGAUGCAUGUUUUUGUUUUUUUGUUUUUUUUACUGAAAUAAAGUUUAUUUUAUCUGUUCUUGCCAUCUCA
Messenger RNA from Gasterosteus aculeatus aculeatus (three-spined stickleback), 1718 nucleotides. NCBI's taxonomy places the organism in Eukaryota, Metazoa, Chordata, Actinopteri, Perciformes, Gasterosteidae. The record is from RefSeq and is a predicted model, not a curated record.